Molecule: messenger RNA, 2464 nt
Organism: Alnus glutinosa
Lineage: Eukaryota; Viridiplantae; Streptophyta; Magnoliopsida; Fagales; Betulaceae
Product: putative pentatricopeptide repeat-containing protein At5g37570
Exons: 1
Coding region: 73-1758 (561 amino acids)
Biological process (GO): RNA modification
Molecular function (GO): protein binding; RNA binding
Source: RefSeq, a predicted model, not a curated record
AAGCCGAAGACACAAAGGGAACGCCAAAGGCCCUGUAUCUAAAAGCCAUGCCAACACGGCCUCUUCACUUCCAUGCCUUUUCUCCGCCGCUAUUCUACCUUUCCCUACCCUAAUAGCCUCCGCGAACUCGAACCCACCACCACUCUCCCUUCACUCCCAACCCUCCUCAGAGCCUGCAAGACCUCCCUCCACCUCCACCAACUCCACGCCCACAUCAUCCGCAAAGGCCUAGAGCAAGACCACUUCGUCGUCAACCUCUUCGUCUCCCUCUGCAACUCUCUUUCCACCCUCUCCUACUCCACCAGCGUCUUCAACCGCGUUCUCAGACCCAAUGCAUUUCUCUGGAACUGCCUCAUCAGAGGUUACUGCGAAAAGUCGCAUCUCAGCGACACCGUUUCUGUCUUUAUUCGCAUGAAGAGAGAGGAGGGUGUGCCCGAUAAGUACACGUAUCCGUCGCUGAUUAAAUCGUGUUCGUGUGCGCGUGAGGUUAGGCUAGGGCGGGCCAUUCAUGGGUCGGCAUUGAGGUGUGGGGCUGAAGGGGAUGCCUACGUCAGGACGAGUUUGAUUGACUUGUACGGGAAAUGUAGAGAGAUUGCGUGUGCUCGUAAGGUUUUCGAUGACAUGACUGAGAGAAAUGUCGUUUCGUGGACGGCUAUGGUUGUUGGGUAUGUUACUGUUGGGGAUUUGGAGGAGGCGAAGAGGCUGUUCGACGUUAUGCCGGAGAGAAAUGUUGUGUCGUGGAAUGCAAUUAUUAGCGGGCUUGUGAAACUGGGUGACUUGAGGGGUGCUAAAAGGAUAUUUGAUGAAAUGCCCGAGAAGAAUGCGGUUUCUUAUACUACGAUGAUUGAUGGGUAUGCAAAGGCGGGUGACAUGGUGUCCGCAAGGUUUUUGUUUGAGCAGGUCCCUGUUAGGGAUAUUGUUGCAUGGUCGGCUUUGAUAUCGGGUUAUGCUCAGAAUGGUCAGCCUAACGAGGCGGUGAAAGUUUUUCUUGAAAUGGAGUCGAGGGAUGUUGAGCCUGAUGAGUUUGUUUUCGUGAGCUUGAUGUCGGCUUGUUCCCAAGUUGGUAGUUUGGAUUUGGCUAAAUGGGUUGAUUCGUAUCUGAGCAGAAGCGCAAUUGAUCUUCGUCAACCUCAUAUUGCUGCAGCUCUUGUUGACAUGAAUGCGAAGUGUGGAAAUAUGGAGAGGGCGACAGAGUUGUUUGAGGAGAUGCCCCAGAAGGACCUAAUCUCGUAUUGUUCCAUGAUACAAGGGUUGUCCUAUCAUGGUCAUGGGAACUGGGCUGUUGGUCUCUUCAAUAGGAUGCUAAACGAAGGGCUGGUUCCGGAUGAGGUGGCCUUUACGGUCAUCCUUACAGCAUGUAGUCACGGUGGGCUUGUUGAGGAGGGUUGGCACUACUUCGAAUCCAUGAAAAAUGAGUACUCUAUCGAUCCCUCUCCUAAUCAUUAUGCUUGUAUGGUUGAUCUUCUCAGCAGAUCAGGGAGGUUGAAAGCAGCUUAUGAGCUUGUAAAAUCAAUGCCUGUGGAGCCACAUGCUGGUGCCUGGGGUGCACUUCUUGGGGCCUGUAAGUUAGAGUGUGAUAUUGAAUUGGGGGAGGUGAUUGCAGCUCGCCUUCUUGAGAUUGAGCCCUGUAAUGCUGGUAAUUAUGUGCUGUUGUCCAACAUCUAUGCAGCAGCAGACCGGUGGUUGGAUGUUUCUCUUGUGAGGGAGAAAAUGAAGGCAAGAGGAGUUAGAAAAAUCGCUGGUUGCAGUUGGAUUUAGUUCAGGAGGCUGGGUUCUUUUGUAUCUCUUCUCAUGCAAUGCCAUGGUUUUGAAGAUUUAGAGCUGCAUUUCCUGGCUCCUUUUUACCGUGGAAUUGUAGAUUAUGGAAUCUAAACAUGAAUCCCAAUUUAUUGAUGCGUAAAGAAAACCAAGAUAAAGGCCUUCUAUUUCGAAACUAGAGCUGCAAUUUUCUGCACCUUGACGUAGCACAGAGGCAUUUUGAUUGCUAAGGUUCAAAUUUUCACCUCAAAUCAAUGCAAUUGUGAUUCUUCCUCUGGAACCUUGUACGUUGGAGAUUGAACCCAAGACAUGGAAAAUGCAGUUCAGCUACGGGAUUGUUGUUGCGAGGAGAUUCUAAUUCUGAGUGAUUUGCCUGGAAAUUUUGUUCACUCGUGAGGUCGACUGGCAGCAAAUAACUGUGGACUGGCGCUGCCUUAGUUUCUCCAAGAUACUGUUACUUUAAGUUUAAUAUAUUCAAGUUUUUCAAUGGACAGCUCGGGCUGAAACCGAUAUUGGAUUUUCACUCUCUCCAGACCAGAAUUUGCUUGGAUCUAUCUUUAACAAUCUUGAUUGUAAUGCUGCAAGAUAGCAGUUAGUCCAUCAUGCAUUGAUAUCUUCUGUUAAACAUCCAGUGUUUACAAAAUAGAUAAAGCUGGAUGUGCCAUUUAUUAAGAUGAAGAAAAGGUUAAUUAACCUAGUUUUCUUU